AUGGUUACUUCAAAGUGUGAGAUCAAAGUAGUCUUUGGCUCAAUGACCAUUGGCAGACCAGGUGACGCCAUCCGCACCUCCACCAUCAGAGGCGCCGCAAAGAUCCUCGAUGUAUUCCAAGCCCACGGACAUUCCGAAGUCGACUCAGCGCGAGUCUACGGCGGCGGAUCAACCGAAGAAAGGCUUGCCGAAGUAGACUGGCAAUCCCGAGGACUCAUCAUGCAAACUAAGCUCUACCCGACCAAGGGAAAAGGGAUGUCAUGGCUCACGUCCGAAGAAUACACACUCUCUCCCGCCGACGUCCGUCGCGGUUUUGAAGCCAGCAUGAAAGCUCUCAAUACCGAUCGAGUCGAGAUGUUCUACCUGCACGGACCGGACCGCAAUACGCCACUCGAAGAAACCCUCAGCGAAAUUAACAAACUUCACCAAGAAGGAAGAUUCGACCGUUUCGGCAUCUCUUACUUUGCAUCUUGGGAAGUAGCCCAAAUUUGCGACAUUGCCGAGAAAAAUGGCUGGAUCAAGCCUUCAGUUUAUCAAGGUCUCUACAAUACAUUCAAUCGAUCCGUAGAAGCUGAACUCAUCCCCUGUCUCCGUCACUACGGGAUUGCCCUCUACGCAUGCCAGCCUCUCGCCGGCGGGUUCCUCACCUCCAAAUACCAUCGCGAGCAAACCGAAUACGAAACGAACUCGCGUUUUGAUCCCUCCAAGCCGCAAGGGAAACUGCAUCACAGUCGUUACAUGAACGAGCGAAACUUGUAUGCACUAGAAGAUCUUCUGCGACCAGUGAUUAAGAAGCAUGGACUUACCGAGGCGGAAUGUGGAUUGAGAUGGGCGGCGCAUCAUUCGUUUAUGAAGAAAGAGCUUGGGGAUGGGGUGAUUGUGGGAGCAAGUAGUCCCAAGCAAUUGGAGGAUAAUUUGACGGAUUUGGAGAAAGGGAGGUUGCCGGAUGAUGUGGUGGAGGCGUUGGAGGAGGGUUGGAAACAUAUUUCAGGUACUUAUAAGUAUUUUCAUUGA
Sclerotinia borealis F-4128 is the source of this 1014-nucleotide messenger RNA. Lineage: Eukaryota; Fungi; Ascomycota; Leotiomycetes; Helotiales; Sclerotiniaceae. The record is from the annotation of a GenBank genome assembly.